AUGACCUUGCUCUCACAGGUGGUACACUUCAUCACUGGUCCAGCCCUAAUUCCAGGAUACUUUUCAGUUGAGGUGGAUUAUGUCGUGCUUGUUUUAAAUGGAAGAGAAGACACAAAGAUCUCUUUCGCCACACAGUGGUUACUCUAUACAAAAACUUUAAUAGACACUCGGAAACUCCAGCACGUUGCUGUUGUCUUACUUGGAAAUGAACAUUGCAACAACAAAUGGAUUAGUCCAUAUCUUAAAAAAAAUGGAGGCUUUGUGGAAAUACUUUUUGUAAUCUAUGAUAGCCCCUGGAUUAAUGGAGAAGAUAUUUUCCAGUGGCCCUUAGGGGUAGCCACAUACAGAAAUUUUCCUGUGGUGGAACCUAGUUGGUCAUUGUUGCAUGAUAAGAGAUCAUUCUUGUGUAAUUUCUUAGGAACUAUUUAUAAAAAUUCAUCAAGGGAGACUCUAAUGGACAUUUUGAAACAUGAUAAAAACAAUAAGUUGUGCUGGAUUACAGCCAGAGAAGAGUGGAAGCCUCAAGAAACAACUGAAAGUUUGAAGAAGUAUCAAGAUGCUUUACUUCAGAGUGAUCUCAUGUUGUGUCCUGUAGGAGUAAACACAGAAUGUUACUGAAUUUAUGAGGCUUGUUCCUAUGGCUCCAUUCCUGUUGUAGAAGAUGUAAUGACACCAGGCAAUUGUGGGAAUGCAUCCACAUCUCCUAGCACUCCACUGCAGCUUCUUAAGGCUAUGGGGGCCCCCUUUAUCUUCAUUAAAGACUGGAAAGAGCUUCCUGCUAUUUUUAAAAAAGAGGAAAAUAUGAGCUUACAAGAAAAGAUUGAAAGAAGAAAAAUACUGCUUGCGUGGUAUCAAAACUUCAAAGCACAGCUCAAACUGAAAUUCAUUAAAACUUUAGAACACUCUUUUUUAAUGAAUGAUAACAAAGGUUAGUUGUUAAUUUGACCUCAAAGUUCAGAUAUGAAUGAAAAUGUACUUUUCAAAACUUUUAGUGUAUGUAUGUGUUUUUAAGGAAAAAUGUGUUUUGUAGUUUACAGUUAUUAGACUACUGAGCAUUGAGGUACAAAGUUCAUCCUGGGCUUCCUCAUGAAGCUUACUCUUCCUGUCUUCAAACAGGAAGUAGAAUUAAAUAUUUUCUCCAAAAUGCUAACGUGUCUCACCUUUUUUACCCAUUUUAUAAAAUUCCAUGGCUUUUAUGCCUGGGCUUACCCUCUCUCUUUUUUAAAUACAUACAUAUAUAUAUUAAACAUAUAUAUAAUGCAUAUGUGUAUAUAAAGAGUGGAUAUUCAAGUAGUUCACUCUUCCUGUCUUCAAACAGAAAAAGGAAUUAAAUGUUUUCUUAGGAAUUCUAACUUCUUCUCACCCUGUUUGCUCAUUUUCUAAAAUUCUGUGGUUCUUAUCUUGAGGAUGCCUUUUCUGACCUUUUGGAUAUGUGUAUAAAUGUAUAUUGAUUUAUGUACCACACUCUUCCUGUCUUCAAACAGGAAGUGAAAUUAAAAUGUUUCUUGGAUUCUAA
Phascolarctos cinereus (koala) is the source of this 1516-nucleotide messenger RNA. Lineage: Eukaryota; Metazoa; Chordata; Mammalia; Diprotodontia; Phascolarctidae. The record is from RefSeq and is a predicted model, not a curated record.